AUGGUGAGAGGAUUACCAGAGGAUAUGGAACAGCCACUGUCCUGGGCGGAAAGCGGGCAGUCGAUCCUCAAGCUGAACAUCCGCCAUCUGUGGUUCUGUGGUGCGUGGCCACUCCCUGGUUCCUGGAUGUUUAACAUGUACGGCGCUUUCAUCCUCGUACUGGGCAUCUGGAACGCAGUAGAGAGUUUACUGUCCCUCUACUUUUGCUGGGGAGACAUGGAUGAGAUGACGAUGGUGUUCAUUAGCACCUUCACCAAUGCCUGCGGCACCGCCAAGAUGGUCUUUUUCAUGCCCAAUCGGCGACAUUACUAUGCGCUGGCUCGACAUGUGGAGAAGCUGGUGUCCAUGCAAAGUGAAUUCUGUUCGGAAGACCCUGUCUUGGCUGAUAUUUGGAAGGGCUCGCAAAGGCGUGCCUCCCGCCUCACCUUAGGAUUGCUGUUCUUAAUGUUCUCGCAGUACCCUGUGUGGUACCCCAUGCCGAUCAUUGCGCAACCAGAAGACCGGCGGCUGCCAUUCGCUCAACACGGGUGGGACAACAAUACCAACUACUACGAGCUGUCGUACGUCGUACAGUGCGUGCUAGCGACGUUCGCAACCCAGAUCAGCAACGGCGUGGACUUACUCUUCGCUACCGUCAUGAUCCUGACGGCUGCGCAGAUGCAGAUUCUUACACUGCGCAUUGCCAGUCUGAAACCGGAAUACACUGAAGUGAAACUAGAAAAAGGGCCCAGUGUCAAGGCCUAUCAGACGGAGAAUACUUGCGAUGAUAAAAUGUACGAAAAAUUGUGUCAGUGCAUUGGAAAUCACCAGAAAAUCCUCAGGUACGUUAGAUGA
This is a messenger RNA of Schistocerca cancellata (South American locust), 834 nucleotides long. RefSeq lists its product as uncharacterized. Gene Ontology annotation, molecular function: olfactory receptor activity; odorant binding. Gene Ontology annotation, cellular component: plasma membrane. Gene Ontology annotation, biological process: sensory perception of smell; detection of chemical stimulus involved in sensory perception of smell. The transcript has a single exon. The record is from RefSeq and is a predicted model, not a curated record. Lineage: Eukaryota; Metazoa; Arthropoda; Insecta; Orthoptera; Acrididae. The coding region runs from base 1 to 834 and encodes 277 amino acids.